GAGACCAGUGACUAUCUUCUGACGAACAGAGUACUGGAAAAGUAUUAUCUCUCCACCAUGUACAGCCUUGAGUUCAUUAUAGGUGUCAUUGGGAACACCAUUGUGGUGUUCGGUUACGUUUUCUGCCUGAAAAAAUGGAAAAGCGGCAACAUCUACCUGUUCAAUUUAUCCAUAUCAGAUUUGCUGUUUCUGUGCACCCUGCCAAUACUGGUGAACAGCUACUCCAAAGAUCAGUGGGCAAAGGAGAGCAUCCUGUGCCACAGCAACAGAUUCCUGCUGCAUGCCAACCUGUACAGCAGCAUCCUCUUCCUCACCGUUAUCAGCGUUGACCGGUACAUGCUCAUGAGACACCCCUUCAGGGACCACAUCCUACAGAAGAGGAGAACAGCUGUUAUGGUGUCCGUUGCCAUAUGGAUUGGGGUGAUCCUGGAGCUGCUGCCACUGCUGUAUUUCCUGGAGCCUCUAACAGCUGCCAAUAACUACAAGUGCCUUGAUUACGCGAGCUCCGGAGACCCCGAGGCAAACCUCGCCUACAGCAUGUUCCUGACUGUCUUUGGCUUCCUCAUCCCUCUCCUGACCAUGUGCUGCUUCUACGUGAAGAUGGUUCGUUUCCUCCAAAACAGGAGCGAGCAGAUCCGCUCUGCCCUGACCCUGGAGAAGCCCCUGGCGCUGGUGAUCCUCACCGUGGUGAUCUUCUCCCUGCUCUUCACUCCCUACCACGUCAUGCGCAACGUCCGGAUCGCGUCCCGAAUACCGGCCUUGAACGUCUCUGAGUGCACGCGGGGCAUCAUCAGCACCAUCUACAUCAUCACCAGGCCCUUUGCCUUCCUCAAUAGUGCCAUCAACCCCGUGUUUUAUUUCCUGAUGGGUGACCACUUCAGAGAGAUGCUGAUGGCCAAAACAAGGCAGCUCCUGGGCAGGCUGGCAACCACUGGGAAGUGAAGGAGUAAGCAGACCCCUUGUAGUGGGAGAGGUCUGGGAGGAAACUCUCUCAGGGAGAGCAUUCAGCAAUGUGCCAUUUUUUUAGAUAACUUUAUUUAUGCAAUAGAAUAGGUAUGAGCUGAUUGUGUUCCUCUAAAUGCACCUGUUACCUUACUGUACAGGAGACUUGUGCUGAGCUGCCUCCAGCAGCAAGGAGGGCUGCUCUGCUGGCUCCCAGCAGGACAGCAGUGGGAUACCCUACAGCCUGUUAAUACUGUCAUCA
Passer domesticus (house sparrow) is the source of this 1204-nucleotide messenger RNA. RefSeq names its product succinate receptor 1 (gene SUCNR1). Gene Ontology annotation, cellular component: plasma membrane. The coding region runs from base 58 to 942 and encodes 294 amino acids. Lineage: Eukaryota; Metazoa; Chordata; Aves; Passeriformes; Passeridae. The record is from RefSeq and is a predicted model, not a curated record. Gene Ontology annotation, molecular function: G protein-coupled receptor activity. The transcript has a single exon. Gene Ontology annotation, biological process: G protein-coupled receptor signaling pathway.